UGUUCCAGGAAGCUUAGAAGUUAUAAGUCUCACGAUCAUUUAUGAAGUCAUUUACAAUCCUAAUUGUGCAAUUUAUCAAACAAAAUCCAAUGAUGUAAAAAAGCCCAAGUGUGUUAAAGCCAUUCCCUAGAACCCUUGCUAAGAAGUUUAUAUCCCUUCGAAACCUUGCCUUCAACACAUAACGCCUUUACUAGGUAUCCAACACUCUCAACAUCAAUGUUAGCCACAACACCAGAUUUCAAUAUACGUCCAUACAAUGUUCAAAUCAGAUCAGUCCUUCCAACCUUCAAACAACUCAAUAGAGAUAUCUUCCAAGUUUUCACUGACGGAACUGCUAAGGCACUUUAUGUAACCCUCUCAUGAAUGAGGCGCAGGGUUAAAAUUAGGGAAAUCAAGUAAGAUCUUUGCAGCUUUAAAUACCCCGGUAUCUACAAGUUGAUCAAAUAGGGCACUGCACGAAUAUUAGUCCGGUGAGAAGCCACAAGAAGAAUAAAGCCAGAUCAAAAAUUAAAGGGAGAGGAACCAUUCUGGUGGGUCAGGUAAUGUAGGAAGAAAGAAUGGUCUUUGAAAUUGAAAGAUGGGUAUUGGGAAAGAAGGGUAGUCUCCCAUAGCUUUGUGCGAGUAACUCUGCAAAUUUCUGCAUAACCUCUAGAACGCAUAUCAAAUGCAGAGUAAUUGAUCUUGCGCUCGGACAACACCGCGAUGGGAGACUACCCUUCUUUCCCAAUACCCAUAUCUCUCCCUUCGAUUCUUUCACUGGCUUAGUUCUACUUGUGGCUUCUCACCGAACCAAUCUUCGUGCAAUGUCCUCUUUGAUGAACUUGUGGAUGCUGGGGGCAUCUAAAGCUGCAAAGGCCUUGCUUGAUUGUCCUGAAUUUAACCCCGGGUCUCAUUCAUUGAAGGGUUACCAGUGGUGGAAUGGUUGAAGAUGCACUCCAUGUGUUUGUGCUUUAUUGUAUAUUAAUCUGUAAUUGGCAGUUGUUGCUGUUAAUUGGAUUUUUUUUCUAGUUAUUGUAUAUUGAUCUGUUUUGACUUUUGAUGCUGACGUUGUGAGUUGCGACAAAAGUAUGUGAUUGAUGCUUUAUUGGAUAUUGAUCUACUUGAUCUGUUUUGAUGCUUUAUUGAUGCUUGGUUAUGUUUAUUUGGUGAAUUUGAUACUGAAUUUGCUGAAUUUAAUUGCAUGCCUUAUGAGUAGAAAAUUGUUUUAAUCGAUUAGAUUUUAUAAUUUAUUAUAUAUGCAAUCAAAAACUAUGUUUUUGAUCAAAUUGUGUAUUGUGUGGUUACUUAGAUUGUUGGUGAAACCUGCCUGUAAAAUUAAGAUAGGAAAUGAUUAAAUAUUUAACCAUUAUCACAGCUUUCUAAAGUUUGUAUGACAGUAUAAAUCAUUCCGCUGUUGCAGGCAUAGGAGCCUUGAUGUUAUCACACUUCCCAUGCUUCUAUUUCAUUGAAGGUGGAGAAAAUAUAAGAUCAUUAUUCGGUGAUGAUGUUUUAGCUUCUUCCAUAUACAAAAACCCAUCACAAUGAUCAGGGCAAUAACACGUUCACAUUCUCUUAUUACACCCCUCCGCCAUAGCGCUCCCCAAACCUGUCAAACCCAAUUCCGAAACCUCACAUUGGAGACCAAAGAUGGGGAUCAUGCUGGCAACAUCAACUCAAAUGCCAAAGAUCGUAACUUUGUUGAUUUCGUCAUCGAAAUUUGCAGAGUCACUCGGACAACACCGCGUUGGGAGACUACCCUUCUUUCCCAAUACCCAUCUUUCGAUUUCAAAGACCCUUCUUUCUUCCUACAUUACCUGACCCACCAGCACAAUGCGUUCCUCUCCCUUCGAUUCUUUCACUGGCUUUGCUCUAGUUGUGGCUUCUCACCGGACCAAUCUUCAUGCAGCGCCCUCUUUGAUGAACUUGUGAAUGCUGGGGCAUCUAAAGCUGCAAAGGCCUUGCUUGAUUGCCCGGAUUUUAACCCUGGGCCUCAUUCAUUGGAGGUUACAUAAGGUGCCUUAGUAGUGGUGGAAUGGUUGAAGAUGCACUCCAUGUGUUUGAUAAAUUGCAAAAGGUUGGAUUUUGUCCGUCAGUGGAAACUUGGAAGAAAUCUCUAUUGGGUUGUUUGAAGGUUGGGAGGAUUGAUCUAGUUUGGACAUUGUAUGGGCGUAUGUUGGAAUCUGGUGUUGCGGCUAACAUUGAUGUUGAGACUGUUGGAUAUCUGGUAAAGGCGUUAUGUGUUGAAGGCAAGGUUUCGAAGGGAUAUGAACUUCUUAGGCAGGUUCUAGGGAAUGGCUUGAGUCCUGACAAUACUGUUUUUAACACACUUAUUAGAGGGUUCUGUAAGAAUGGAGAGUAUGAUAGGGUAUCUGAGAUCCUUCAUAUCAUGAUUGCCAAGAAGGGUAAUCCAGAUAUCUUUACUUACCAAGAAGUCAUCAAUGGACUCUUGAAAGAGAACAAUUCUGAGGGAUUGCGGGUUUUCAAUGAUAUCAAGGAUAGAGCGUAUUUCCCUGAUAGAGUCAUGUACACAACAGUGAUCGAAGGCCUCUGCAAGAAGGGACAGCUUGGUGUCGCAAGGAAGUUGUGGUUUGAGAUGAUUCAAAAAGGGCUACUUCCUAAUGAGUAUACCUAUAAUGUAAUGUUACAUGGGUAUUGUAAGGCUGGUGAACUUGUUGAGGCAAAGAAGCUCUUUAAUGAUAUGCGUUCUAGAGGUUAUGUAGGAAACACAUUCAACUACACCACAAUGAUUUCGGGUUUGUGUUCACAUGGUGAGGCACAUAAAGCAUGGGUCUUGUUUCAAAAAAUGCCUCAAAGGGGUGUGGUUCGUGAUUUGAUCACUUACAAUUCUUUGAUUAAUGGACUUUGCAAUGAGGGGGAUCUUGUUAAGGCAACAAAACUUUUUAAUGAACUUCAGACACAGGGUUUACAGCCAUCGGCUUUCACUUUUACUCCUCUUAUAAAAGGACUUUGUAGAUUUGGAGAAACGCAGGAGGCAAUCAGGUUAUGGAAUGAUAUGCGCGAUCGGCAUUUAAUACCACCCUCUAUUACACACGACCAUAUUAUUAAGGGGUUAUGUAAAGAAGGCAAUUCUGCAGAGGGAAUGAAAUGGCUGCGAAGAAUGGUGAGAUGGGAGCUAAAACCAGUGCGGAAGACUUUGGAGAUCCUGAUUUGCACUCUAUCACAAGAGAAAAGUCUCAUUUGUUCUCUGAUCCUCUUCCUGCACCGUGUUUGUUCUCUGAUCCUCGACGCCGCAACACGUUUCCGUAGCCAAGGAGUAGAGAACAACCUUAUUUAAUAUUUAUCCAUUUAUAUUCUGACUUA
Arachis stenosperma is the source of this 3300-nucleotide messenger RNA. RefSeq names its product pentatricopeptide repeat-containing protein At5g18950-like. The coding region runs from base 2012 to 3274 and encodes 420 amino acids. The record is from RefSeq and is a predicted model, not a curated record. Lineage: Eukaryota; Viridiplantae; Streptophyta; Magnoliopsida; Fabales; Fabaceae. The transcript is spliced from 2 exons. Gene Ontology annotation, molecular function: protein binding.